This is a messenger RNA of Acanthosepion pharaonis, 708 nucleotides long. Lineage: Eukaryota; Metazoa; Mollusca; Cephalopoda; Sepiida; Sepiidae. The record is from the annotation of a GenBank genome assembly.
AUGGAGGGCAUUAUGCGGACCUGUUCGUUCCUGGCAAAUCAUUGGCCAGCCUUUCUUGAACUAAUCCCAAAUCAAUUGCAAACACCGGCUUCCUUCUUUUACCCUUCUGAAUGUGUAUUGAUAUCUAUCUAUCUAUCUAUCUAUCUAUCUAUCUAUCUAUCUAUCUAUCUAUCUAUUUCAGUCUGUUCAUAUCUAUCUAUGUCUGUUUAUAAAUUUGACAUGUUUCUAUCUAUCUAUCUAUCUAUCUAUCUAUCUAUCUCAGUCUGGACUUUGUUUUAUAUCUGCCUACAUCCCUUCAUAUCUAUCUAUCUACCUAUAUCCGUCCGGUCCUAUCUAUCUACCUAUCUACGUUCAGUCCUAUCUAUCUAUCUAUAUAUCUAUCUAUCUAUCUAUCUAUCUAUCUAUCUAUCUAUCUAUCUAUCUAUCAAGGUCAGUUCGUAUCUAUCUAUCUAUCUAUCUAUCUAUCUAUCUAUCUAUCUAUCUAUCAAGGUCAGUUCGUAUCUAUCUAUCUAUCUAUCUAUCUAUCUAUCUAUCUAUCGUUCCUUCCACAAGGCAGCAGCUCUGAGGAAGAAUCAGUGUAAUCUAUCUAUCUAUUUAUCUAUCUAUCUAUCUAUCUAUCUAUCUCAAAGUGUUCUUAUUUCUCUAUUUAGUAUUUUUUUAAUCUCUAUCUGUCUGUCUUACUCCCUCUCUUUCUCCUUUUCUCUCUAG